Molecule: messenger RNA, 921 nt
Organism: Torulaspora globosa
Lineage: Eukaryota; Fungi; Ascomycota; Saccharomycetes; Saccharomycetales; Saccharomycetaceae
Gene: OTU1
Product: ubiquitin-specific protease OTU1
Exons: 1
Coding region: 1-921 (306 amino acids)
Biological process (GO): protein deubiquitination; endoplasmic reticulum unfolded protein response
Cellular component (GO): cytosol; nucleus
Molecular function (GO): cysteine-type deubiquitinase activity
Source: RefSeq, a predicted model, not a curated record
AUGAAGGUUAAGAUCAGUGGUCCCAAGAGCUUCAGUAUAGUACUAAAUGUGCAGGAAGAUGAUCCAUUGCAAAAGAUAAUAGAUGAAUCGCACUGUCCCGCUAUUAUUACGGCAAUUCGAUUCGGGUAUCCACCACAGAAGAUUGACUGUACUGAUCAGACCUUGCAGCAGAGUUUUGACUCAGUGGGGAUAAGUCCUGGGGAGAAGAUUACGUUGAUAACGCAAGAUGUGACGCAAGAAGUUUCUGUCAAGACCAGAAUCAAUGGCGAGGACGCGAAGUUGCCGGUAAAUGCGUCAAGAAUCGUUCUCCCCGAAGGCCAGCAGCGGAUUUUGCAGGUGCAUGAUGUGCCUGAUGAUAACUCCUGUCUUUUCCACGCAAUAUCUUACUGUUUCUACAAGGAUAUCUACGUGUCGCCGCAAUUGCGAAGUCUAGUGAGCCAAGAAGUGCUUGCAGACCCUGUUACCUACUCAGAUGCGGUGCUGGACAAGCCCAACAAGGAGUAUGCCGCAUGGAUCCUCAAGAAGGAGUCCUGGGGAGGCGGUAUCGAGAUUGCGAUCUUGUCGAGGAAAUUGGGCGUUGCGAUUUACGUUUUAGACAUGGACGCCCAGCAAUUCGAGAAAUUCAACGAGGACCAAUUCGAUCAGUUUAUUGUGAUCAUGUUCAAUGGAGUGCACUAUGACUCGGUCGAGCUGGACGACGGCAAGACCGUUUUUGACAAGAGGGAUUUCCUCUAUACUGAGCUAAUUCUCUCCGGGGCACUGCAUAUUGGACACAAGAUGAAGCAAACGGGCCACUCUUUCAACACACGCAAGGAUGUGAUUGUUUGCAACACCUGCAAGACUACAAUGGUGGGAGAAAGAGAAGUCGCCAAGCAUGCAGAGGCCACGGGUCAUGUCGACUUCGGCCAGGCCUCAUGCUAA